AUGGAGCUGCGCCGCGCCGCCAGCCUAGAGCAGGCCGUCCGGGUGGAGGCGGCCGUCCUGCUGCUGUGGCGGACGCAGGGCGUGGACGCGGCCGGUCGCGAGACGACGCUGCACGGACAGCACCACGUGACGGUGGACCUGCUGGGCGCCAGUGCUGCCACCUAUCCGGCGCCGGCGGAACCCGAGCCUCGGCCGCCCGUCACCAUCAUCCCGGCGCCGGCGGCGCUGCCCCCGGCCGCGCAGGCGCCCGGCGCUGACGUCCUGCGCCAGCUGGUCAGCGUGGUGCCGCUCCACCGGCCGACCGUGCAGCACGACUUCGACCGCAAACGGGUGUGCGUGAUUCCGGUGACGAUGCUGCUGCAGAACCACAGCGCCUGUGACCUGGUGGUGCACCUGUCGGCCGUGUCGGCCACCACGUCGUCGCCGCGCUCGCCGCUGCCGUACUCGUCGCACGUCUCGGCCGAGCUGACCUGGGUGGGCCGCACGCACCCGCACAUGACGGUGGCGGCCGGCGGCUCGGCGCGCCUCUCGCUGGCCGCCGCCGUCACCCGGCCCGGCCUGUACGACCUCGGCGCCGUGGGCGUGGCCUGCCGCCCGGCGGACGACGCCGACGCGCAGCUCACCGAGCAGACCGCUCGCGUCGAGUCCGCCGUUGUCGUCCGCGGCGUCACUGCCGGCGAGAGGGGCUAGUGACGUCACUGGCGGCGGGCGGGGCCAGUGACGUCACCAGCGGUGGGCAGGGCUAGUGAUGUCACGCGGCAGGCCGGAUCAGUGAGGUCGAGCGGGGUAUAAGAGAAGUGACGUUGGCGGCGGUGGGUGGGGUUUCCAUACGGCCGUGACGUCACACGGUAGUGACGUCACGCCGCGGUGUGACGCGUGCGUUGGUGUCGACGCCACACUGGCGUGCUAUUUACGACCGACACCCACACCACAGACGGCACCCCGUCGAUGUAUUUCCUCGGCAGCAUUGGUUGCUCUAGUGACCAACAACGCGUUUCGAAGGCGUGACUGACAGCGCCGGCGACGUCACGUGGUCUCGGCGCGAUGAGGGACGUGCUCAGUCAAGCACCGUUGUGAUUGGCGCGGGGGUGUCGGGAUGUCCGCUGCGGCGGCGCGGCGGUGCUCGCCAACAUCGAGAGUGCAAACCGGUCUAUCAUUCGACACGAGCCUCUGUGAUAGAGACCGGACGUGUCUUUUCAACUUGUUAUCGAUCAUUUACUGCCAUGUUGUUGGUGAGCUUAGGUGGCGCCUGUGCGCCGAUUGGCGGCGUCUCGCUCGGUGGUGGGCGGGAGACUCUGCGGCGACCACAGCCACACGCCAGUCGCCUUCGCUAUCACAGCUGCUGUUGGUCGACUGCGGGUUGGGCCAGUGGCGCGCGCUCAGUGCGGCCUGGGACCUGUGUCGCCAUCUCUGGUGGCCGUUCGUAUACCGAUCGGGCGCUCCAGGUCCAGAGGCCUGGUCCAGAGGUCUGGUCCAGAGGCUGGCUCCAGGCCGAGGGCCGGGUCCACAGGCCGGCUCCAGGUCCAGAGGCAUGGUCCAGAGGCCGGCUCCAGGCCCAGAUGCCUGGUUUAGAGGUCUGGUGCAGAGGCCGGCUCCGGGUCCAGAGGCCGGCUCCAGGCCCAGAGGCCGGGUCCAUAGGCUGGGUCCAGAAGCUGGGUCCAGAAGCUGGGUCCAGAGACCGGCUCCAGGCCCAGAGGUCAGAUCCUGCACUGUGCGAGCAUCAUCUUCCGUCGAUUGUCUCAGCACCGAUUCUGUGUUCGAGUGCUGUCACCUGUAUCCCCAGAGGUUGUGUAUCACGUGGAAGAGGGCAGAUUUUGUGUAUAUGACAAUAUACCCUAGUGAAAUGG
Pollicipes pollicipes is the source of this 1847-nucleotide messenger RNA. Its product is annotated as trafficking protein particle complex subunit 8. Lineage: Eukaryota; Metazoa; Arthropoda; Thecostraca; Pollicipedomorpha; Pollicipedidae. Gene Ontology annotation, cellular component: TRAPPIII protein complex. The transcript is spliced from 4 exons. Bases 1 to 690 code for a protein of 229 amino acids. The record is from RefSeq and is a predicted model, not a curated record.